Pyrus x bretschneideri (Chinese white pear) is the source of this 1259-nucleotide messenger RNA. RefSeq names its product auxin-responsive protein SAUR20-like. Gene Ontology annotation, biological process: response to auxin. The record is from RefSeq and is a predicted model, not a curated record. NCBI's taxonomy places the organism in Eukaryota, Viridiplantae, Streptophyta, Magnoliopsida, Rosales, Rosaceae. The transcript has a single exon. The coding region runs from base 658 to 1062 and encodes 134 amino acids.
GUACAAGUUGGAGAGAGUGGUCUGGAGGCAAUUGAAUGCAGAUUGGCUAGUGACCCAGCUGCUCAAGCAUUUGAAUGUUCACAUGGCUCUGUCUUCCAAUGUUUCAAGAAGGCUACGGAAAAAAAUACAAUUGAUGAAAGACCGUGGCAGAGCCAAGUGAAAGUCAUUUUCUCAAGGAAAAAUUACAUGGACUUCUUUCCAACUAAACAAGAAACAUGUACGAGUAGAAAUGAAGAUUAACAAUACAACAUAAUGUCCUACUCAUGUUCGGAAGAUAGGACGACAAGAUCAUUGGUAAUCCUAACAAUCAACUUAAUGUUAAAAGAAAGUUUGAGUGAGUGGUCUGCAGAAAAUUGAAUGGGACUGAAAAAAAAUCUAAAGACAGAAGCAUUUGCAAGUUCACAUGGCUCUGUCUUCAAAUUCAUCAUCUCAUCAAAAUAUAUUGGUAGUGAUUGAGACUACAUAUCUGUUGAAGUUCUGCAUUCUGUCCAGCAAUAUCUCACCUAAAAUAUUGAAGUUCAGGUGGAAAACAGCACUGUGUGAUCCCUCAUGAGACAGUGUUCCCUUCUAUACCCUAUCAAGAUGGUCUUAAUUGUCACCACAUAUUUCUUUCAAAGGAAGACAAAUCCUACAUAAAACUUUAACUAUAUAUACUUCAUGAGACUUUCAUUGCCAUCCAUUCAAGUCUCUGCAUAUUCUCAACUCUUCUCUUCUUCUUCCUCCUAUAAACUUCCACCUGACAUUUCUCUAGCGAGACAUAAAACCAUGGGUUUCCAUCGUCCAAGUGUAACUCAUGCAAAGAAAGUUCUUCGGCGGUCAUUUUCAAAUUCAAGUCGUGGAGGUUCAUAUAAAUUAGUAGAUGUCCCAAAAGGUUUUUUAGCUGUUUACGUUGGGGAGAACGAGAUACAGCGGUUUGUCAUUCCUGUAUCAUAUCUCAAUCAACCUUCAUUACAAGACUUGCUAAGUGAGGCUGAACAAGAAUUUGGAUUUGAUCAUCCAAUGGGUGGUCUAACAAUUCCCUGCAGACAAGAUACCUUCAUUGAUAUUAUUUCUCGGUUUUGAAUACAUUGUGAUUAUUUGAGCUGCGUUAGAUUUUUGUAAAGCAAAAAUUUGAUACACACACUACAAAUUUUUUUCCUUCUGUGAGUUUCUGAAGGAUGUAAAUGAAGAUUGUAAUAGCAACUUUUAUAGCAAUAGUUUCUUUACAAGACGAGUGUAUCUCUUAUCUACUACUAGCUAGGUCAAAAGUGUGAGGCAUA